Molecule: messenger RNA, 1916 nt
Organism: Anolis sagrei ordinatus
Lineage: Eukaryota; Metazoa; Chordata; Lepidosauria; Squamata; Anolidae
Gene: WBP1
Product: WW domain binding protein 1
Molecular function (GO): WW domain binding
Source: RefSeq, a predicted model, not a curated record
GGGACGACGCCUGGAGCAAUGGCGGCGGCCGCGGCGGCCCGGUUGAGGCCUGAGGCGGCCGCCGGAGGGAUGCCGGGCGGGAUGAGGCCGGGGCGGAGGCGGAGGCUGAGGAAGCAGCAGGAGGAGGAGCAGGAGGAGGGGAAGGCGGCGGCGCGGGCGUGAUGUAGGCGGCGCCAUGGAGCAGGAGCCGCAGCCCCGGAGGAACCCGCGGAGGGAGGCCCAGGCCCAGGCCGGGUGGGCCGCCGCCGCCUUGCUAGGCCGGGAGAGGCAGGCGCGCGAGUACUGCCCCGGGGUGAACAACCAGCCCUACGUGUGUGAGACAGGCCACUGCUGCGGGGAGACGGGCUGCUGCAUCUAUUACUAUGAACUCUGGUGGUUCUGGCUUCUCUGGACGGUGCUGUUCCUCUUUGGCUGCUGCUGUGCUUACCGACACCGCCGGGCCAAACUGCGCUUGCAGCAGCAGCAGCGGCAGCGGGAGAUCAACCUCAUCGCCUACCACGGUGCCUGCAACUACCCCCCAUCCAUGGUGGACCUCAGGAUGCUGGCUUCCUUCAAGCUGCCUGCCUACGAGGAGGUGGCCCACCGCCCGACCACCCCUCCGCCCCCCUACAGUGCCAUCCUGGGAAGCGCCGCCAGCCGCCGGGGCUCCAGCACCUUGACGCUGACGGGCAGCUCGGAGAACUACACCAGCUGCUCCUGCGAGUCCAGCUGCCUGACCUCCCCCAGCAGCACCUCGCUCUCAGCCACAGAGGCCAGCUCCCCCAGCGAGGCCGAGAUAGACGGGGCCGGGGCCUGUGGUGGCGGCAACGCGGUGGGCAGCUGGGAACUGUCCGAAGGGCUGGACGGAACCCCCUCCGCGGCCCCGUCCCCCAGGCACGCCCUCUUCUCCUCCAACGUGGAGCUCUUUGAAGGCGACCCCCCCAGGCGGCCCUCUGACAGCGAGGAAGGUUCGGAGCCCCUGGAGGAAGGGGAGCACUCCCGGCACCGGCGCCUCACGGGGGACUCUGGGAUCGAGGUGGGGCGCGGCCAGGAGGACGAAGACGACGAGGAAGACGAGGAGGAGGAGGCCGCCCGCCUGCUUGAGAAGGGGGGCCCUUGCUCUCCCUCCGGCACUGAGGCCCGGAGCCUGUGCGGGCGGGCGGCAGAGGGGGACUCCGAGGAGCUGGCCCGCCCCGCCGGCUCCCCCUCACCAACGCUGCCUGUUUGAGGGGGCCGGUCCUGCUUGGCCCCCGCCUCCAAAACUGUGCCAGGCGGGCCAGCCUCCUCGCCAGCAAGGGCCUGCCUGCCCCCGCUGUGGUUGGUUCACUGUGGAGAACUCCCGCCUUAGCCCCAACCAACACUGCCCUCCUCCGCUGCUGCUCCCACGCUCCCCCGCCCUCUCGCCCUGCCCUGCUUAGACGGUGUGUCGGUCGUGCUCUGUCCUCCCAGCUCUGUGACCAAAGGUCUGCUUCCUCUUCCUCCCCCACAGGCAUUGGGGGGCUGCCUUGGGGCCCCACUGUGGACUUGGGGCUGGGGCAGGGGGGUGUGACUUCUGUAGCAGCUGUGUGUGUGUAUGUGUGCGUACCUGUGCGUGCGUCUCCAUAGCAUUUGGUGCGAGCUGUUGCUCUUCCUCCCAAGGGCAGGCGGGCGGGUGGACCCUUCCCCUGAGCAUCAUCACUGGGCUUGGGCUUGGCUGGCUGCAUGACUGAGGAGGGAGCGGGGGGGGGGGGGGUUCCUGCUGCGGAGGCCGGCCUUCUCCUUCUUCCCUCCCGGAUCCCCCCUCCGCUGGGCUGGGAGCGGGGAGCUGGCCUUCCCCUUUCGGUCUGCUUGAGGCAGCUUGGGUGGCCCAUGCCCUGCCCGUGCCUGGGAGGGAGCCUUGGGAGUGGGUGUGGGACGGGGCAGCGGGGCGUGCUUACUAUUAAAAAGAUGUGGAAAGA